This is a messenger RNA of Linnemannia hyalina, 4161 nucleotides long. NCBI's taxonomy places the organism in Eukaryota, Fungi, Mortierellomycota, Mortierellomycetes, Mortierellales, Mortierellaceae. The record is from the annotation of a GenBank genome assembly.
AUGUCGUAUCACGGACACAACCAGCACGGACAGUUCCCCGGAUCCACUGCUCGGCCCUUUCCCCAGCACCCGCAGGCCAGCAACAGCCAGAUCCCCGGACUCGCCCAAAACCACAGCGCUCAGCAACAACAGCAACAGCAACAGCAGCAGCAACAGCAGCACCAACAACCACAGUAUGCAGCGCAUCUCCAGCAGCAUCACAACCCAAAUAACAGCAAUUUCAGUCUCCCAUUGACCGCCGGCGGCUACAAACUCGACACUCCUCGGGACGCGAGACAGGGCACUGGUCUGCAAGGAGGCUACAACAGUAUGUCUAAUGGAGGCUGGCAUAGUUCCACUGAUAUGACAGGAUUCGGCCAAGCACACCCUAGCAGUCAACUGUCGCACAUGUUGACCCAAUCCCACCACCCAACGUCGCAGGCGUCGCUUUCUUUAUCGCAGCAGUACUCCCAGCCGCAACAGCAGCAGCAACAACCUCAACAGCAACCACAGCAUCAGCCAACACAGCAACAUCAACAGCAACCGGCAUUCCUCUUUCCGACUCACGGUCAAUCACCUACCCAUGUUCGCGCGCAACAAACUCAAGCACAACAGAUCCAGCAACAGCAGCAACAACAACAGCCUCAGCAGGCUCAGCAGGCUCAACAGGCUCAGCAGCAACAGCAACAGCCCCCUUACAACAGCCACCACUCGUCACAGCAGGGCUCACACCACUUCUCAUCUGCCAUGGUGUCGCCAGCUUCGCAAAUGUCACGCCAGCAGCAGCCUUCUCAGCAAAGCUUGGUGGGACCAGGACUCAAGACACCCACCUCAACCGCACUCGGCGGUGUCAGCUCGGUAGGUCGAGGAUACCUCGACACGCUCUCGACUGGACCCAACACGCCUGCAUUUGGUGGCGCAAAUAACAGCUUCUCAAUGACCAACAUGUCGAGCCUCAGAAACGCUUACGGCGCAGAGGAUGAAGUCACCACCUUUACAAAGGGAGGAAACCUGAUUCCUAGCGACGAAAGUCCUCUCGAUGUUUACCCGCUGAACGGAGCCCCUCAGAACAGCCAGGUCCCAGCCGCCAACAGAUACCAGCCCGCCAGGCCUAGUAGUAAUCCAGUGACACCUGGGCGUUUGCCACACGACAUGCGGUCAGGAUCCAGCGGACAUGUGUUUAGCAACAACAGCAGCAACAACAACCCAACGACGCUGUCUCAAAACCAACCCCUGCCAUCGUAUGAUCAACGGACAGCAACUCCAGCAAUGAGUCUCAAGAGCGAUGCGAUGAUUGGAGGAGGAGUUACACCCAGCAGUGCUCAGCAUCAACAACAAUCUUCUCGCCACCUGAACCAGCCUUUGCCUCAGUCCCCGUACUCUUACCACUCGACCCAGCAGUCGCCACAACAGCCCUACCCAUCCCCUCAUGCAUCGAUCCUUCCACAGCCCCAGCAUCAGCAUCCUCACCAGCAGAAUACCCCUCCCGGACAAUCUGCCAUAACCCCCAAGGAGUCGCCUCAGCUCCCAGCUCCCAAGGUCGUGGCGGUGGAGCCAGAGCCCAAGAAGAAACAGCCAAAGGUUCCCAAAGCUGCUGCUGGUACCAAGAAAGCUGCACAGGGCAAGAAGAACUCCAAGGCGCACCUAGAGAACAUUCCUUCUCCAGAUACGGGGCGAGCGGAAACAGGACCAUCACAUGCUAUGUCCUCGCCCUACAGCAAUGUGAACUCAUCCGUUUCCACUCAUAACCGGAUGUACAGCAACUCGUUGACGCCCGCCACUCUUGCCCAGCAUCAGCAGCAGUACCCAAGUUUCCAGCAGCAACACCAGCCCUCGCCUCCGCACUUGAUGCCAAGCUCGCUUCAGCAACAGCAACAGCAGCAUCAACAACAGCAAGUCCAGCAUCAGCAGCAACAGGCCCAGCAGCAACAGGUUCAGCAUCAACAGCAACAACAACAACAGGCUCAGCAACAUUCGCAGCACCUGCAACACCAGGCUCAUCAACAACAGCAUCAGGCCCAGCAACAAGUGCCGCCACACUUGCAGCAUCAGCACUCAGCGCACCAGCAACAACCGCCACCACAACAGCAGCAACAACAUCAGCAGCAGCAACCACCACAGGUCCAGGCACAUCAGCAGCAGCAAGCUCAGCAGCAGCAACAACAACAGCAGCAAGCCCAGCAGCAAAGUCAGCAGCAGGCAUUGCGACACCAGAGGAAUGAAAGCUUUGACACGAAUGCUCGAUCGAUGGUACAGCCUGUCAGCGUACCUCCUACGCCCCCUGUCUCUGCCCCUGUCCCUGAACCCACGCCAGAGAAACCCAAGGGCAAGGGUCGUGGCCGGAAAAAGAAAGUCGCCGAGGUGCCACCUGCCGCAUCUGCGCCUGCGCCUGCACCUCCUGCCCCGUCUGCGCCUGCCCCUAUCCCUCCACCUGCUGCACCAGCUCCCGGUCCUAUGACUCGACCCACCGUGAUGCCAGCCCUACCUCAAACAUCCUCGGCACCCAAGAUGACCAAAGCGCAGGCACUGCAACAGCGCCAACAAGAGCAAGCACAGGCGCAACAACAGCAACAGCUUCAGCAGCAACAGCAAUUGCAUCAACAGCAGCAGUUGCAAAUGCAGCAGCUUCAGUUGCAACAACAGCAACAGCAGCAACAGGCUUUGCAACAACAGCAGCAACAGGCAAAGGCACUGCAGCAGCAGCAAGCACAACAGCAAGCUCAGCAGUUGCAGCGCCAACAGUCCACAUCGUCCAUUCCAACGCCCCCUGCUCCCACCCCCGCCCCAAAGAUAUCCAAGAAGAAGGCCGCUGCUCAAGCAGCCGCCCAGGCGGCAGCACAAGCUGCACAGCAGGCCGCACAGCAGGCUGCGCAACAGGCCCAACAGCAAGCUCAGCAGCAGGCCCAACAGCAAGCCGCACAAGCUGCACAACAGCAGGCUCAGCAGGCUCAGCAGUUCUACCCAAGCCAACCCAAUGCGGCCCUGCCCUUGUCUCAGCCUGGUCUUCACCCCUCUGGUCGACCUAAGCGACCUCCAAAUGCCUUCUUGGUGUUCUCUAGUGUGCGUCGUCCCGAGCUCCAAAAGAUGUAUCCAAGUCACAAGACUGCUGUUCUCAGUAAGCGUCUUGGUGAAGAAUGGCGUAGCAUGAGCAACGAGCGCAAAUCGCUUUAUACCUCUCGUGCAAAGGAUAUCAAGGACACAUUCCAGACGAACCACCCUGAUUACGUGUACACUCGUCGUUCUUCCAAGAAGCGUGGACUCAACGAUGUUGAUGCUGGACCCUCCAAGAAGUACAAGGGCGGCGACAACUACGCCGACAAUCACAACGGCAACGGCAACAGCAGCAACAAUAACAGCAACAAUGCCAACAGUGCCGCACACUUGGCGGCGGCCCUUGGACUGGAUCCUAACCGCCCCAGACGUCCCAUGAACUCGUAUCUGAUUUUCAACCAGGAGAUGCGCCACAAGUUGUUGCUUGACAAUGCCAACCUGACGGUGAGCGAGAUCUCUCGGGCAAUUGGACAAAAGUGGGCGACCAUGACGCCAGAAAUGAAGCGCGAGUACACGGAGAAGGCGGCUGCGAUCAAGUCAAACUUCCUGAAGGAGCACCCAGACUAUGUGUACUCUCGCCGAAGCAAGGCUGAGAUUGCCGCCUCUGGAGCCGCGCGCCGUCGCGGAGCUGUUCCUCUAUCUGGCGCAUCGCUUGCCAAGCAGCAGCAGGCUCUUGCUCGGAGUGGUGCUCUUGCAGCUGCAAACGCAGCCAGUUCAGCUGGCGGUUCGGCAGGUGGCGCUGGUGGGGCGAACCAUGCAGCCAAUCAUGUUCCCAAUAGCCAUGCGAGUGCCUCGCGGGCCAAUGGCGCAGGUGCUAUGGGUGGUGGACUGGAUGUGGCGAUCAAUGGCAAGGACACCAAGGGCCGCAACAAGAAGCGCACCAAGGACCCCGAUGCACCCAAGCAUCCUAUUCCUGGCUUCUUGUUCUUCCGGUCUGGCGAACGGGCGCGCAUCCGUGCUAUGAACCCGAACCAGCCGAUCCCCAAGGUCGCAGCGACGUUGUGGAACGAGAUGACGCCUGCACAGCGGGAACCCUGGUUGCAGAAGGCGGCGCAGGACAAGCAACGCUAUGCAGAGGAGAUGCAGGCGUACUCUGCAAGGAAGGGUCGCAUGGGCAAAGGACGGUCAUAA